Messenger RNA from Meriones unguiculatus (Mongolian gerbil), 822 nucleotides. RefSeq names its product shisa like 2B (gene Shisal2b). The transcript has 3 exons. The coding region runs from base 272 to 754 and encodes 160 amino acids. The record is from RefSeq and is a predicted model, not a curated record. NCBI's taxonomy places the organism in Eukaryota, Metazoa, Chordata, Mammalia, Rodentia, Muridae.
GCAAAGAAAACAGUCGGAGAGAGAGGGAGAAGAGGCAGAGGGCUGGGCCACGCAGAAAAAGGGACCACUCAGAGACGAGACCCAGCGGCGAGGGCAGAGCUCUCCAGCACCGCGUGGACAGCGGGAGGAGAGCCUAGGGGGGCACGGAGGCUGAGCGCCCAGCGCUUGGACCCUAGAUUGCAGGAGGCGCUCGGAGUCGCCCAGGCUUGGGACGAGAGCACUUCGAGCGCUCGUUUCACGCACCUCGGGGUCCUGCGCAAGGCCACCCGCGAUGAGCGAGAGCAGCCGCCUGUGCUCGGGCUAUUACAGCCUCAACCGCAGCUUCGUGGAGUCCUUCCAGUGCCCGCGGCGUGGCGACGGGGCCGCGCUGCUCUACUGCUGUGGCUUCGCAGACCUCAAGUACUGCUGCAGCGAGCCGGGCAGCUACUUCCCCUACAAGCACAGCUACAUGUGGAGCCUCAGCAUUGGUGCUCUGAUUGGAUUGGGAAUCGCUGCCCUUGUUCUACUUGCCUUUGUCAUCAGCGUCUGUGUCCUUUGCUAUUUAUUUCUUUACACAAAGCCUCAAAGAUUAGACAAUGGCCUUAAACUUCAGCACCUAGAGGCGUCUUCUAUUCUAGAAGGUAACUUAAAUAGGAAAAGCAAAGGCCUCAUUUCCAAUGCAGCAUCAAAUUCGACAAAUGAGACAUUCUAUGAAGCUGAUGAUGUCACUCAAGAAAAAACAAUGGAUACAACACAAAUCAAUGUUUCCUAUUAGCUAAAAUCCUUGUUUUAAAAGCUUAUUGGAGAAAAGGAGCAUUAAGAAUAAAGAAUGCAAAAAAAUAA